Molecule: messenger RNA, 723 nt
Organism: Cylindrotheca closterium
Lineage: Eukaryota; Bacillariophyta; Bacillariophyceae; Bacillariales; Bacillariaceae
Source: the annotation of a GenBank genome assembly
AUGGCUGCAACUAUGGAAGAGAAAAAGGUAGAGGAACCUACCACAAAUGCAAGCGAAAGUGCUGUGGAGUGGGUCUUGUGGCAGCACUAUCUGCCACGAUACGUCAAGAAUGAUCAACAGUGGAAGGAUGACACCAGCGAGGUCGCUCAUUUCUUUGCUCACCAUCCAACGAAGACGAACCUAACGGCAGAUCUUAGCCACUUGCCACUUCCUUCUGCACACUUCUUCUUGAAGAAUGAACGCGGACACCAUGAAUUGGCACCACAGAUGCACAUGGAGUACAGUCUGUUCAAAGAAGGAACCGAACCAAGUUGGAGCGACGAGCACUGCAAAGGUGAACUCUACACCAAACACUACUUUCCAUCUAACCUAUUGGAUCAAUACUGGCAUAAUUUGGUAGAAGGAGUGAUGAAUGGUACGAUUGAAGACCAGCACAUUGUGGCCAUUCGUGUCGUGGACAAAUCACACGGCAAACAUCCGCUGUACAAACUCGAAGUAUGGCUCGACACUGCCCACCAACAAACGCGAGAUAGAAUUAGAAUGCAAGCUAUGAAGUGCGUCGAGCCCAUCGUCGACGACCACCACCGCUUCAAGUUCCACUGGCGAGACUUCUCCAAUGGUCCAAAAGCCAAGGCUAUGAAUAGCAAACAGGAAACGACGUUAUCACAUGCUGAUGAUCCUCUUGACUCCGAUCCACUCGAUGGAUGGACCAAGGUGGUAUAG